This is a messenger RNA of Rhodofomes roseus, 1365 nucleotides long. RefSeq names its product histidine phosphatase superfamily. The transcript has 6 exons. Gene Ontology annotation, molecular function: acid phosphatase activity. The record is from RefSeq and is a predicted model, not a curated record. Bases 1 to 1365 code for a protein of 454 amino acids. Lineage: Eukaryota; Fungi; Basidiomycota; Agaricomycetes; Polyporales; Fomitopsidaceae.
AUGAUCUUCGUGUGGUACAAUGUCCUGAUCAACUUCAGUCCUCUAUUGCGAACGAGGUUUACGCCAGAUGUGGGUGUCGACGUGCCCGUCCGCAUACAACGCUUCUGGGGCCAGUACUCGCCGUACUACCCUGCUGGAGAGUAUAUGCCAGUUCCGACGGGUUGCAAUGUCACGCAGGUCAACAUCCUACACCGCCAUGGCGCGCGAUACCCCUCGCACUCCAAUGCUCCCGACUACAAGUCGGCGGUCGCGAAGCUCCUCCAAGCGGACAAGUACAAAGUACCCGAGCUCGAGUUCCUCAAAGACUACGAGUAUGUGCUGCCAGAAGACCACUUAGUCGCGCUCGGCGCGGAACAGAGCUGGGAGUCGGGAAUAGAGGCAUACGAACGGUAUGCGAGGCUGGUGAUGAGCGAGGAAGACUUUUUCGUGAGGGCCUCGGACCAGGAACGCGUCGUCGACACGGCGGGCAACUGGACGCGGGGCUUCGCUGACGGCAGUCGAGGAAAAGUCAAACCGAGGGUCGACCUACUCCUGUCGGAGAAGCUGAACGACACACUCGACAACAACUGCCCGAACGCGUCCGAAGCCGACGAAGAGAUGGCGACCUGGGUGCACCAGUUUGCGCCGCCGAUCGCGAAGCGCCUGGCGAAGGCUGCGCCAGGCGCGAACGUAUCCGAGGAGGACGUCUUUGGCUUGAUGUCUAUGUGCCCCUUCGAGAGCAUCGCGCACGCGAAGGUCGAGCCGCAUUUGAAGAAGACGCACAGCAAGUUCUGUGACCUGUUCGCGGAGGACGAGUGGCCGGCAUUUGAGUACCACGGAGACGUGGAGAAGUACUACAAGACUGGUCCUGGAAACCCGCUCGGCCCCGUAUCAGGCAUCGGCUACGUUAAUGAGCUCCUCGCCCGCCUGACUGACUCGCCCGUCGAAGACCACACGCAGCACAACGACUCGCUGCCGUUCCCACUGCGCAAACGCCUAUACGCGGACUUCACGCACGAGAACCUGAUGGUCGCCGUGUACGCUGCGGUGGGCCUCUUCAACGUCGAGGAGGGGGAGGCGCCGAACCCGAAGAAGAUGCCGAAGCAUUGGGACCGCCGUGUCUGGCGGGCGAGCCGUAUGGUGCCCUUCUCUGCUAGGAUGAUCGUGGAGAGGCUGGAGUGCGGGCGCGUGCGCGCCGAGGAAGAGCAGGAGGAACUGGACGACGGAUGGACGUUCGUGCGGAUCUUCGUGAACGACGCGCUGCAGCCCCUCGAGUUCUGCGGUGCCAAGACGCGCGAGGGGAUGUGUCGACUGGACGCAUUCGUGAAGAGCCAGGGGUAUGCUAGGCGAGAUGGCGAUGGGGACUUUGAGAAGUGUUACAACUGA